Prosopis cineraria is the source of this 4084-nucleotide messenger RNA. Its product is annotated as protein STICHEL-like 2. The transcript has 8 exons. The record is from RefSeq and is a predicted model, not a curated record. NCBI's taxonomy places the organism in Eukaryota, Viridiplantae, Streptophyta, Magnoliopsida, Fabales, Fabaceae. Gene Ontology annotation, cellular component: DNA polymerase III complex; DNA replication factor C complex; nucleus. Gene Ontology annotation, molecular function: DNA clamp loader activity; DNA-directed DNA polymerase activity; ATP binding. Bases 600 to 3536 code for a protein of 978 amino acids. Gene Ontology annotation, biological process: DNA-templated DNA replication; DNA repair.
CCUCUCCCUCCCUCCUUUCUCUGAGAGGCUCGCUGGCCAAGACCCCCCUUCUGCCUCCCUUCUGCAACAAAGGAACAAACAAACUCUUCAGUCUUCCCCUCUCUUAAAUUCUGGACACGUCCCCCAAACAAUGCAUUCCCUAAAUACCCAUUUUUGUUUCUCAAAUUUACUGCUUUGCCACUCGUCCCUUCUCUUCAUCUCUAUGUCUAUCUAUUCCUGCAUUUCAUUCUCUAAGCUCCUACUGUCCAAUGCCAAACAGGCUACACCACCAAGAUCUCUAUUUCCGACUAAGGAUUUCUCAAGCAUUGUCCCGCUUUCUACGCUACCUCACUUCCAUUGUUUUCUUCGCCAGUUUCGAAGAAUAUAGUUGUUUUGAUAUUUUUUCUAUUUUGCAGAUUCUCUCCUUCUCUCCCCCCCCCCGCCGGUUGUCUCUCUUGUUUUUCGCUCUAUGCUGGGGUGCAAUGGGAACAGUAUAGAUUGCUCUGGAGGUCAGAAAAUAUAUUAUUGGCUUUGUACUGCGCUUUGCUCUGAUCAAAGGUUUGGAUUGCGUUGUUUAAAGCAGGCGUUGAUUAUAUAGUAUAUACAUAUUCGAGACGAUAAUGGAUGGAAGGCGGCAUUCGGUUGAUAUUCCUAUUUCGAAAACUCUUAUAGCGUUGAGGAGGGUCAGGUCAUUGAGAGAUCCAUCUACAAAUUCUAUGAGCAAACUCUGUUCUUCGAUUGAUAAUCUGCACUGGGAGAACAAUUCGGGCCAUGGGAUUUCUCUGCAGUUCGUGGACGCUCCUCGGGCUUGUGAUUCUGAUGAUAAUGGUACAUCAAGGUCAAAGAAUUUAAGUUGCAGCAUUCGCAGAGAGCACGAUGCUACUGAUUUUGAAUUGAACUGUGCUCAUUUCAACUCUAAACUGAAGUCUUGUCCUGAAGGGCAGCAGGAUGAAGUACUAGCUUACUCUAAUUUGAAUCACGAAGGCAAUUCUGGUGUCAAGUCAACAAGUGAUUGCUGCCAUAGCAACCAUAGACGCAAGGAAUUAGAUGUAGAAUCUAUUAUGCCUCCUAGUAACGAGGCAACUUCUGGAUCAUCAAAGUUAGGGAUAGUUGAUCAUUCUAAGUUGACUAAAAAAACUCUAUGCAAGAGCCAAGUGAAAUCAUCUGAAGUUCUGGGCGAUAUUGGUGGUCUUAGUAGUCCAUGCCUUUCAGUCGGUGAAGCUCUCUCAGCUUAUAGUUCAUCGGCGAAUAUGAAUCAAGAUGUUGAUGUUGUAGAUAAUGAUCACCAUGGAUGUGGAAUAAGCUGCUGUUGGUCGAAAUCACCAAGGCUUAGAGAAGCAAAUAUAUAUUCUGAUAUAGAAGACCGUCCCCUGAUAUCCUGGCACACGGAUGAGACAGCUCUUUAUGGAAAUAAAAACUUGAGACACAUUGGUGGUGAAAUUAGUCCAAAUUUUGGAACUCCUAGAAGUUUAUGUAUGAAAUUCAGGCCUAAAUCUUUUAAUGAUUUGGUUGGACAAAAUGUGGUAGCGAGGUCUCUUUUGGGUGCCAUCUCUAAGGGAAGGGUAACCUCAUUCUAUCUCUUUCAUGGUCCUCGUGGUACUGGCAAGACAUCUGCAUCUAGGAUUUUUGCUGCUGCACUGAAUUGUCUCUCCUUUGAGGAGGAAAGGCCAUGUGGUCUGUGCAGAGAGUGUGUUUUGUUCUUUUCUGGUAGAAGUAAAGAUGUUAAAGAAGUUGAUUCUGCAAGAAUCAAUCGCAUUGACAAAGUAAAAUCCCUUGUUAAGAAUGCGAGUAUCCGUCCAGUUUCUUCACGUUUUAAGAUAUUUAUAGUUGAUGAGUGCCAGUUGAUCCUCGGGGAGACAUGGGCAAGUCUUUUGAAUAGCCUAGAGAGUUUUUCUCAAUAUGUUGUUUUUAUUAUGAUCACUCCAGACUUAGACAAACUUCCCCGAAGUGCAGUUUCCAGGGCCCAGAAGUAUCACUUCCCUAAGAUAAAAGAUGCUGACAUUGCAUGCAGAUUGGAAAAAAUUUGCAUGGAAGAAGGUCUUGAUUUUGAACAGGACGCUUUGGACUUCAUCGCUGCAAAAUCCUGUGGUUCACUUAGGGAUGCAGAAAUCAUGCUUGAUCAGCUGAGCUUGCUUGGUAAAAAAAUCACAAUUUCCUUAGCCUAUGAGCUUACUGGGAUCAUUUCUGAUGAUGACUUGCUUGAAUUACUGGAUCUAGCUUUGUCUUCUGACACUUCAAAUACAGUUAAAAGAGCGCGAGAGCUAAUGAGAUCAAGGGUGGAUCCUCUGCAACUUACAUCACAUCUGGCAAAUCUCAUUAUGGACAUUCUUGCAGGGAAAUGUAAUGAUGGUGGUUCUGAAGUCCGAAUGAAGUUUUCAAUUAGACAUAAAUCUGAACUGGAACUUCAAAAACUAAAUCAUGCAUUGAGAAUACUUUCUGAAACGGAGAAGCAAUUACGAAUUUCCAAGAAUCAAACAACAUGGUUCACGGUAGCUCUUCUACAGUUAAGCUCUGUAGAACAUUCUUCUGUCGAAGCAAAUGCUAAAUUGAGAGAUGCUUGCAACGGAGCUGGUGAUUUCUGCAGUACAUCAUCUACAGGCGAAAGCAGGAAGCAUCUAGCCUCUCCUUUGUAUGAUAACAAAUUGUUUAGAUUAGGACAACAAGAUCACACAUUGAGUUCCAUAUGGCAUAAAGCGACGGAGUCAUGUCAAUCUAACAGACUCAAGACUUUUCUUAGGAAACAGGGGAAGUUGUCUUCACUCUGUGUUAAUCACGGUCUAGCAAUAGCUGAGUUGGAUUUCCAGCAUCGCAACUACGUAUGUAGGGCUGAGAAGGCAUGGAAAUUGAUAGCCAGUUCCCUGCAGCUCAUAUUGGGUUGUAACAUAGAGCUCAGGAUCAAUCAUGUCCCUUGUACUUCUCAUUCUAAAUAUGCCAAAUUGAAGAGGUCAUCUUUCAGUUUUUUCAGUUGUUCCCGUAGAAUCCAUCGUAAAGCACUUUCAGAUAAUGAACAAGGAAGUGAACCAGGCCAUACUGAUCACACCUCACAGAAAGCCAUGAUGAAGGAUAGAACUUUGACUUGUACAUCUGAUUGUGGAUCUCAGAUGCAGCAACCUGAGACUUAUCAUGGAAUGGAGGUUGUAACAGCAUUGAGAGAUGGUGAAGGAAAUUUGCUGAGCUCAAGGAAGAGUUUGUUGAAUAGUUCAUGUCAAGAGACUUCAAGGACCUCGAGUUCUGGGGUUGAUUCCUCUAAGGAAGAGGGAUUUGAUUAUGCACACCUAGUUUCAUCAAACCCAGAUUCAGACUAUCAAUCAAAAUGUUUCCCUCGAACUUUCUGGAUUCAUAAGAAGAAGUCACCUUCUCCGGAUCUAUCUCCGGUUGUUUUCCAGGGCACUCAACAAGAGAAAGAAUUUGUUCUAUCUAUCCCAAAUUACACCUGUUCCGAGACAUAUAGCUACGCUAGUGAACCCUGUGUUUUCUCCGCUAGCCCUAACAACUGUACCAAACAUGCCCAAAGUCAGAAGAGGUCAGAAACCUCAACUUAUAGACGUUAUACUUGAGUUGGAUAUUUUAUUCCAAUGCAUCCCAUCAAGUUCUUGCUUAUAGCGAUCUUCUGAAAAUGAAUAUCCUUGAAUCCAUGGCUGGAAAGAUCUGCUGCCAAGCUCAAUCGUAGCUUCCUAUCUGAUGUAAAUAAAUGGAGGAAGAUUUUUCUUUUCUUUUUUCUUUCUUAACUACUGAGGGUGUGGUGACGAUGGAACAUAAAUUGACUCAAUCAUCCACGAAAUGAAUGUUUUGAUAGCAACGUUAUGUCUUAGGCCAUUGAGAUGUUAAAUUUCGUCUGUUAAAUCCAUUUUUAAACAAUCAUUCUUUUCUAAAUACUUUACUAAUAAACCUAACUUUAACAAAGUUCCUAGCCUUAAGAGUUUUUAAAAAAUAUAUGCAUAGACGAAGUGGGGUGUUGUUGCCAUGUCAAGAAACUGCAAACUUCAACAUGUUACUGAUGGUUCAAUUUUGAUGCCGUUAAAUUUAAUACAGUUGAAAUGAAUCUAUUGCUUUGUUUCUUCCGGCUAGCUUUUCUUAAUUGUAAACUGAACGUCUAUAGUCCUUG